AUGACCUCUCCUCUCCAACCCCCGUACCGUGAACUACAUGCCCAAUCACAUGCUGUCCUCAAUCUCAGCAACGGCAUCUCUGGCUUCUAG
Parastagonospora nodorum SN15 is the source of this 90-nucleotide messenger RNA. RefSeq lists its product as hypothetical. The transcript is spliced from 2 exons. NCBI's taxonomy places the organism in Eukaryota, Fungi, Ascomycota, Dothideomycetes, Pleosporales, Phaeosphaeriaceae. The record is from RefSeq and is a predicted model, not a curated record. Bases 1 to 90 code for a protein of 29 amino acids.